CCUGAACAGCUGGCUUGAUGUCGCGACUUUACAAUAUGUUACAUAAUGUUUUAUUACAAUCUCGUUAUAUAAAGAUAAACUGAAAGUGGCAUGACUGUGCUAACUAGUACGUAUAUUAGUACAAUGUAGCUGUGCCAUCUUUGUAAUGUUUAUGGAUAGUGCAUAUAAAUACUUUAAACAUUUGGAAUCUACUUAUAAUAAACAGAUACUCGGAAAUUAAUUAAUAUUUAAAUUCAUGAACUGCUGUAAGAGUAUAAAGUAUGUAUGUAUAGUCACGAGCUAUCGGGGCUGUAUAUGUAAACCACUGGACAACUGGACGGUGUUUAUCACUGGUCAACAUGAGCCUUAAGACUCGCAAUACACGGUGGCAGAGGCGGGCGCCUCGUACAAACGGAAGAACUGAAGAAGCUGAGCGUCUACACCCUGCAGGAGCUGGAUUCACCAUGGGUGACGUGGUUCACGCGCGUGUUGACGUCAGUCACCUUGAUCACCACAUCGAGGCUUCGCUUCAAAAGAUGACUUUGGAGAGUACUAUAGAGAGUCGAGAAAGAAAGUAUUGUAUUAAAUUAAGGAGCUAUAAGUCUCACAUAUUUACACUACUUUUGUUACUAGGGUACCUCGUGUAUGCUGGAUUUUGUCUCUACCUCAACCCCUCGGAGUCUGUGUUUGUGUGCAUACUUGGAGUGUUCGUUCUUUAUUUUUCAAUUAAUAAACUCACAAACCGGAAGCUUAAACAUGUUAUAAGUAAAGGUAUUUCCAAAGGUGUUAAGUUUUUGAAACCCAGCAAAAGGAAGGGGAUAUGGAUGCGUAGGGUUGUAACGGUGGUGGCGGUGGUGAGCGUGUUCGUUUUCUUAGGUUUCGACAUCAGGGACCGCUGGGAGGGAUGGACGCCCCUCGCCGGGCUCACCGCCUUCAUUCUCGGAUCUGUCCUCUUCUCGAAAAAACCCAAGAAGAUCAACUGGACGCCGGUGGUGUGGGGGAUCUUGUUGCAGUUCGCCCUUGGGAUGCUCAUUUUGCGCUGGCAGCCCGGCUUCCGUGCCUGCAUGUGGCUAGGUGACCAAGUUACAACAUUCCUCGGCUACACCGACCUUGGCUCGCAGUUUGUAUUCGGGGAUAAAUACCUUGACCAUCCUGUCGUCUUUCAAAUCCUGCCGGUUGUGGUGUUUUUCAGCGCAGUGGUGUCAGUCCUGUACUACAUAGGCGCCAUGCAGGCGGUGAUCAAGGUCAUCGCCCUCUUCCUGCAGGCCGUUCUCAACACCACACCCAUAGAAUCCUUCGCCACUGCCGCACACAUUUUCGUAGGCCAGGUUGAGUCCAGUGUGGCGCUGCGGCCCUUCUGGAUGCGGCUGACCGAGUCUGAGAUGCACGCUGUCAUGACGAGUGGCUUUGCUACCGUCGCUGGAACACUGUUUGGGGCAUAUGUGAAAUUUGGGGUGCCGGCGGAACACGUUAUAUCGGCGUCGUUCAUGUCUGCGCCGGCGGCACUCGCUAUCGCCAAGAUAUCCAUCCCAGAAACGCAGAAGUCGCAGAUCCGAUCUCAAAAGGAAAUCAAUCUGCCAUCAGGCCAGGAAACGAACCUGAUCGAGGCGCUGUCAGCGGGGGCGACGAUGGCCAUCAAGCUGAUCGCGUACGUGGUUGUCAACAUUAUCGCGUUCGUUGCAGUGCUUGGAUUUCUGGACGCCUGUCUGGGGUACCUGGGUGCUAGGGUCGGUCUCCCCGACAUGUCCUUCCAGUUAAUAUGUUCGUACGUGUUCAUGCCGGUAGCGGCGGCAAUGGGUGUACGGUGGGACGAGGCACAGACGGUGGGCGCCCUGAUCGGCAAGAAGAUCGUCCUCAACGAGUUCCUCGCUUACAUCGACCUCGGAGCCAUGAUCCAGGCGGGCACGCUCAGUGAUCGAACUGGUGUCCUAGCCACCUACAUCCUGUGCGGGUUUGGCAGUAUCGCGGCCCUGGGAAUCAACCUGGGCAGCCUCACAUCUGCCGCACCCGACCGCCGCCCAGACUUCGCCCGUCUGUCCGUCCGCUCCAUGAUCAACGGGAACAUUGCGUGCUUCAUGACGGCGUGCAUUGCUGGUUUGUUGUACCAGGGUGACGUCGCGCACAGCCCUCAUAGCGUCGUACAGAACGUCACCGUGAUGAUACCAGACAACGUCACGACACUUUUCAACACAACGACACAAGUUAUGCUUACAUCUACAGUAUAAUGACGCUCAAUGGUCUAAAGUCAAAUGACAGUAGCAUGCUUAACUAUUCCCGCUUUACUUGGACUUUCCUGCAAACAACAGCCACUGAAUGCAGUAAAUGUUUACGAGGUUCUAUCGUAUUCAACUAUAUCAGGAACACGAAGAAAGAAUAACUGCGAGAAUGCGAAGAAGAAGAAAAAAUGCGUGAAUUUCAAAACAGAAUUGCCAGUUUUUUUAUGCCCCCUAAAGUGGCAUAUUAAAAUCGCACCGUCCGUCCGUCCGUCCGUCCGUCCGUCCGUCUCAAUAACUCGUGUCCGGGCUGUAACUUUCCCUUGUUUGGACAGAUUUUAUAAUAACUUGCCACAUGUGUUCGGCAUACCAAGACAACGUGUCGCGUGCAAUAACCGUGUUCCUACCUUUAAGGUCAAGGUCACACUACGUGUUUAUUCACAGUGGAAUGCUGCAUAUAAGGACAUUGAGUAUAGGUUGUCGUGUUCGGGCUGUAACUUCCGCUUGACUGGACAGAUUUUAAAAUAACUUGCCACAUGUGUUCUGCAUGCCAAGACGACGUGUCGCGUGCAAGAACCGUGUCCCUACCUCUUAGGUCAAGGUCAUACUUAGUGUUUAUUCACAAUGGAAUGCUGCAUAUAAGGACAUAGAGUAUAGGUUGUCGUGUCCGGGCUGUAACUUCCCCUUGUAUGGACAGAUUGUAAAAUAACUUGCCACAUGUGUUCUGCACACCAAGAAGACGUGUCGCGGGCAAUAACCGUGUCCCUACCUCUAAGGUCAAGGUCACAAUUAGUGUGUAUUUACAAUUGAAUGCUGCAUAUAAGGACAUAGAGUAUAGGUUGUAGUGCCCGGGCUGUAACUUUCCCUUGUAUGGACAGAUUAUAAAAUAACUUGCCACAUGUGUCCUGCAUACCAAGACGACGUGUCGCGUGCAAGAACCGUGUCCCUACCUCUAAGGUAAAGGUUACACUUAGUGUUUAUUCACAAUGGAAUGCUGCAUAUAAGGACAUAGAGUAUAGGUUGUCGUGUCUGGGCUGUAACUUUCCCUUGUAUGGACAGAAUUUAAAACAACUUGUCACAUGUGUACGACAUACCAAGGCGACGUUUUGCGUGCAAGACCCGUGUCCCUACCUCUAAGGUCAAAGUCACACUUAGGUGUUUAUUCACAAUGUAGUGCUGCAUACAAGGACACAGAGUAUUGGUUGUUGUGUACGGGCUGUAACUUUUUCUUGUAUGGAUAGAUUUUAUAAUAACUUUUCACAUGUAUUCGACAUACCAAGACGACAUGUCGCGUGCAAGACCCAUGCCCCUACCUCUAAGGUGAAAGAUACACUUAGUGUUUAUUCACAAUUGAAUGCUGAAUAUAAGGACAUAAGAAUGUAGGUUGUCAAGUAUGGGUGGUAUUUUUUAUGUUCAGAGGUAAUUUAA
Mya arenaria is the source of this 3620-nucleotide messenger RNA. Its product is annotated as solute carrier family 28 member 3-like. The record is from RefSeq and is a predicted model, not a curated record. Gene Ontology annotation, biological process: nucleoside transmembrane transport. NCBI's taxonomy places the organism in Eukaryota, Metazoa, Mollusca, Bivalvia, Myida, Myidae. The coding region runs from base 339 to 2204 and encodes 621 amino acids. Gene Ontology annotation, molecular function: nucleoside:sodium symporter activity. Gene Ontology annotation, cellular component: membrane. The transcript is spliced from 10 exons.